AUGCGUUUGGCGAUCCUAGCGUUUGCUCUCUUCUUUGUACUUCUUGCUUUUGCACAGGGAGAUGAGAAUCGGCUGGCAUUAUUAUUACCAUCACCACCAUCCUCUAUUACACCAGCAGCACCCACCCCCGAAACAUGGUACCAGGUUGAACCAGUGGCGAAUGCCUAUUUAAAAAGACAACAAGAACAAGCAGCAGCAAUACCAACAUCCACUGUACAACAACAACAAGAUGAUGAUGAUGAUGACCAAACAGUGGUUUUAAACGUCACAACGGUGGUGGUGGCAGCGAACGACAACAUGACCGAAACAACUUUAAAGGAUGCAAAUGACAGCAGCAGCGUCAUUGCGGAUCAACUUGAGGAUAAUCAAAAUGCGUUACACGAUAUGACGCUUGUGGUGGUACUUGUGUGUAGCAUCAGUGGGACGGCAGUGGUGAUAUGCGCCAUCAUCUUUGCAUGGUUCAAGAUACGCAAACAUAAAAAACAACGAGAAGCCAAAAAGGCACAUCAUCACCAUAAGCAUCACUCACCAUGCUCAUCCAUGCAUUCUACUCAUUCAAUAUCACCCAAACCCCCAUUUUCCAAUUGCAAUCAUGAGCCAUGCACCAAACCAGAAAAUUGGCAAGACGCUGGAGGUGGUGCUGGUAAUGCUGUAUCAGGGAUACACAACAACAACAAUCAUGAUCGAUUAUCGUCAUCCGAUGAAUCCACUAUUAUUAUCCCACCCCACAAUGCUGGAUCAACAUCAGCACAACCAGCUCCUUCUGCACCAACAGAAAAGGAAUUAGGGGAAUCAUCGUCACCAUUACAGCUACCACACCCAUCCAUUUAUAUCCAUAGCUCGGAUUCAAUAUCAUCCUCCACCUCUAUAGCCUCUUCACAACAACAACAACAGCAGCAGGAAGUAUACCACCAUCUUGACACUAUUCCCCCUCCUCCUGCAUAUACACCCACACCACCACCUGAAUCCAACACACCAUCAUUGCUAUUGAUGGGACACCCUGCUGCUGCUACUGCUUCAGUACCUUCAUCCAUGGAACGUAUUUCAUUACCUGUUACCACAUCCGCAGCACCUGCUGCUGCUACCUUACCCGGCUUCACGGAUUCACCAUUACCCUAUCACAACAGAAACAGCGAGCCAUGA
Molecule: messenger RNA, 1143 nt
Organism: Lichtheimia ornata
Lineage: Eukaryota; Fungi; Mucoromycota; Mucoromycetes; Mucorales; Lichtheimiaceae
Exons: 1
Coding region: 1-1143 (380 amino acids)
Source: RefSeq, a predicted model, not a curated record